Rosa chinensis is the source of this 1569-nucleotide messenger RNA. RefSeq names its product autophagy-related protein 18c. Gene Ontology annotation, biological process: protein localization to phagophore assembly site; nucleophagy; autophagy of mitochondrion. Gene Ontology annotation, cellular component: cytosol; extrinsic component of membrane; phagophore assembly site membrane. The coding region runs from base 205 to 1440 and encodes 411 amino acids. The transcript has 5 exons. Gene Ontology annotation, molecular function: protein binding; phosphatidylinositol-3,5-bisphosphate binding; phosphatidylinositol-3-phosphate binding. The record is from RefSeq and is a predicted model, not a curated record. NCBI's taxonomy places the organism in Eukaryota, Viridiplantae, Streptophyta, Magnoliopsida, Rosales, Rosaceae.
GUUUGUUUCAUGAUUUUGGGCCUCCGGCCCUCUUUACAACCAAACAAAAGAAACUAGAAAAGCAGAAGAAACUAAAACAAAACACCGGAGGUUGGCUGCCGUCGUCUACAGAACACGUCUCAGAUCACAACACCAGAAAAAAGGUUAUCGAUCAUUCAUGAUUAUUGAUUGAGGGAGUUGCUGACAACUGUGCUUGCCUCCCUCAUGAGUUCAACAGUUUCGACACCUAGAGGGAUACUGUCACCCACAAGGCUUGGCUCGUACGGGUCGCCUGAUGCUGGGUCGUCUGGUUCUUUUACCCCGCUUGAAUCGGACUUCAGUGAUGGUGACGAGACUGAGUUGCACUCUGUGUCCUGGAAUCAGGACUAUGGUUGCUUUGCGGCAGGCACAAGUAAUGGUUUUCGUAUCUAUAACUGUGAGCCUUUCAAGGAGACUUUUAGACGUGAUUUGAAAAGUGGUGGGUUUAGAAUUGUUGAGAUGUUGUUCAGAUGCAACAUUCUCGUACUUGUUGGUGGUGGAGACAAUUCCCAAUAUCCACCCAACAAAGUUAUGAUUUGGGAUGAUCAUCAGAGCCGAUGUAUUGGUGAAUUUUCAUUCAGGUCUGAGAUUCGUGCAGUAAAGUUGAGACGUGAUCGCAUAGUUGUGGUUCUUGAGCACAAGAUAUAUGUUUACAGCUUCAUGGAUCUUAAGCUACUGCAUCAGAUAGAAACUUUAUCAAAUCCCAGGGGAUUGUGUUGCCUUUCACACCAUCAAAAUACAUCUGUGCUGGCUUGCCCAGGCCUUCAGCGGGGGCAAGUUCGAAUUGAACAUUUUGGGCUGAUUAUGACAAAGUUAAUCAAUGCUCAUGAUUCUCAUAUUGCAUGCUUCACGUUAACAAUGGAUGGGCUGCUUCUUGCAACUGCUAGUACCAAGGGUACUUUAAUAAGAAUCUUCAACACGAUGGAUGGGACUCGCUUACAAGAGGUACGCAGAGGUGUGGACAGAGCAGACAUCUAUAGUAUUGCCCUCUCUCCGAAUGUUCAGUGGUUGGCAGCAUCAAGUGACAAAGGUACUGUGCAUAUAUUCAGCCUCAGAGUUAGAGGGGUUGGAAUGGAUUUAUCUACUCAUUCGAAUGCUGCUCAAGGGCCAUCACUUUUUCAACAGAAUUCUUCAAAUUCCCUAGAGCCUCUUAUUUCUCCAAACACUGGAGCCAAUUCGAGUUCAUCGUUGUCUUUCAUGAAAGGGGUUUUACCUAAAUAUUUUAGCUCAGAGUGGUCUUUUGCUCAGUUCCACUUGCCGGAAGAUACACAAUUCAUUACUGCAUUUGGUUCUCAAAACACUGUCAUCAUUGUUGGCCUGGAUGGGAGCUUCUACAGGUGCAGUUUUGAUCCAGUGAAUGGAGGUGAGAUGUUGCAGCAGGAAUAUGUACGGUUUCUGAAAACAGACAGUAGACCAAGAUAGGGUUGUUUUAUUACUCAUGUAGCCAUACGUUCUUUUGACCCUGUGUACAUAUUGAUUUAUCAGUUGAGUGUAAAUAGUAAAUAUUUGGGAAGUAUUACUUUGUUCCAUUUGACUGUAUAUCUUGCAAAA